GAUAUAAACAUUAAGCUUUUGAAAUUGAGAUGCGUAUAACAUGAAUGCUAUAUCGGGUGACAGAAUUAUAAAAUGGAGGAAACCAGAGGAUCUUAUACCAAUUCAUACCUUUGAUAACAAAAAAGUGUUUAAGACUCCUGCAUUUUUACGAAAAUGGUCAAUUGAUAUUAUCGUGACAAAUAUGAACACGAACGGCAAUCUAAUUUCAGUUGCUUUAGGCUUUGGAACUACUUUUUCUGGCUAACGCUUAUUUUACUACGGAUAAUAUUAUACAGGAUCUGGCCAAGAAGCAGGAAGUGAGAUGUCGCGUGAUGAACACAUGGUUGUUGCAGCCAUAGACUUUGGUACAACGUAUUCUGGUUACGCUUUUAAAUUCCGAGGAUCCGACAAGAUCUGUUCCCUUUCAACCUUCAGUGGGUCUACGAUCACGAACAAAGCUCCGACCGUCAUCCUAUUUGACAAGGAUGAGAAUUUCAACUCAUUUGGAUACCAGGCUGAAAACAUGUAUGCAAAACUUGCGGAAGAAACCAACCACAAGGGGUGGAGGUAUUUCCGUUGGUUUAAAAUGGAUUUGCAGAGAGGACCAACACAAAAGAAGCUGCGUGUUACUACAACAUUAAGGGACGACCAGGGACAGCCAAUGAACAUAAUAGACGUGUUUGGAGGAGCACUCAAAUACCUCAAAGACGAGCUGAUGGAAACUCUCUUAGCAUCUGCCCCACGCACUGAGGAAAAGGACGUCAAAUGGACGAUUACUGUUCCCGCCAUCUGGGAUGAUGCUGCGAAACAAAUAAUGGUGCUUGCAGCUGAAAAGGCUGGGAUAGCAUUUGAACACCUUCAACUUGUUUACGAACCAGAGGCGGCCGCUAUAUAUUCCAUCAAUGAGUAUUCAACCGCUUAUGAUCCUCGACAGAGGGACAUCUUUAAAACUGACAGCAACUUUAUUCUCAUAGACCUUGGCGGAGGCACUGUUGACAUUACUGCACACAAGGUUAAUGUUGAUGGCACUUUGGAUGCACUUAUGCCGCCAUCAGGAGGACCCUGGGGAGGAUACAACGUGAAUAAAAAGUUUUUUCAGCUUUUGGAAGACUUAUUUGGAGCAAAGGUAUUGCAGAAGUUUUCUAGAGAAGAAAAGGACGAACUACUUGAGCUUGAACGAACGUUUGAAGUAAAGAAAAGACAGGAUGGUCAGUUCAGUCUCAAACUUCCGGCACGACUCAUUGAACUAGCUGGUGUAACACAAGUUCAAGAAAGCCAACAAGCUAUGAAAGUCUCAUACAGAAGAGAUAAACUAUUUAUCAAGGCUAAAGCAGUGUUAGACAUCUUUAAAGAAACAAUUGAACAUACGAUUGUUCAAGUUAGCGAGCUAUUGCAAAAAACAGACUUACAGAACGUUUCAACGAUUGUAUUAGUCGGUGGGUUUGCAGAGUCCAAAAUCUUUCAACAGAUGGUGAAAAGUCAUUUCGAUUCAAACAGAUAUUUGCUAAUAAUUCCUCAGGCUCCUGAACUUGCUGUUUUGAAAGGUGCAGUUCAUUACGGACUAGACGGGUCUUUUAUUCGUACACACAGAAUGCCGUAUACUGUAGGGAUCGACACAUCUGUGGAGUUUGAAGAAGGAAGACACCCUGAAAAACUAAGGGUCUUCCAAAACGGCUCGUUCAAGUGUAGCGGUAUAUUCAAAGUUUUCAUCGAAAGAGGAACACAAAUUGAACCCAUUAUGGAGUCAGCAAUGCAUGAGUUUCGUACUCCAAGCUCAGAGGAAGCUGUUAUAGAACUUUAUAAGACAGAUAGAGAUGCUGUACCCACUUACAUAGAAGAUUGCAAACGACUCGGCGAAGUUAGGCUUACCUUAAUUGCUCCAACGCAGGACGCCGAACUUAAAAAGGAUUUAGUUCAACCGCAGAAUCCAAUUAUACAAGUUAAAAUGUAUUUUGGUGACACGUUGGUCACUGUGAAAGCCAUCGAGCGUGGAACGAAUAACUCUGUUCUCGCAGAUAUUGACUUUCUGUGAACAAGUACCUACUAAUAAAUUGCCAUUGACCUUAUGUGGGAUAGGAUGUGAACCUUCCCAGCUUUAAAUUAAUCGGCUAAAUGAUAUACAUAUCCACCUUAUAAGGUGUAUUGUAUACACAUGUAACAAUCAUUAUUUUGUCUCACUUGUUGUGCUGCAACACAUAUUGUUUGGAUUCCACACUAUCAGACAUUUGACAGGCUUAGUGAGACUGCCACCUUCGGGAAUACUGGAUUGUGCAUAUCACCAGGAAUGUUUUGUUUUAUCCUGGAAAAAUCCAAUUUUGUCAAUGUUAUUAAACUUUCCUAAACCUUG
Messenger RNA from Mya arenaria, 2326 nucleotides. RefSeq names its product heat shock 70 kDa protein 12A-like. Bases 302 to 2011 code for a protein of 569 amino acids. Lineage: Eukaryota; Metazoa; Mollusca; Bivalvia; Myida; Myidae. The transcript is spliced from 10 exons. The record is from RefSeq and is a predicted model, not a curated record. Gene Ontology annotation, molecular function: ATP-dependent protein folding chaperone; ATP binding.